AUGUUUUGCCCUUGAUCACCAUGUCUGGAUCUGAGCGCCAUCAAGGGCACCCGCAAUAAGCAAGGGGAGUUGGCAUACUUCAUUCAGUUGAAUAUUACAAUACCCUUAUGCAGUGAAUGUCAUGACUCCCACUUUAAAGAUGGAAAUAAGUUCCUGGUGUUAUUACAAGUAGUCAGUAAACAAUCUAUGAUAAGAAUACAGGAGAGUUUUGUUUAUACCAGACUGAGCACUCUAGCCCAGGAGAUAGCCUCUCAGUUAGUUCUGAGGAACUUCUUCAGAGAAGCAGGGUUUUCAGUACAGUUUUAGUCUUGUCAGAACAAAGACCAUCAAACAUGAAAGGCGUACAUUCCUUCAAGGUUUCAAGAAAGAAAGAUUAGCACUUAUCCAGUCAGUAUGGUUGUGGCACCUGGGAAGGGAGCCCUAGCAUCAAAGAAGUACAAGCAUUGGCACCCUAGGAAAGUAAGCCUUUAUCUCUAUCUUCAAAAUGGAUAUUCUUUACUCUUGGACAAUGCACCCUUUUCUUUAAUGGUUAGAGCAAAUGCACAGUGUGUGUGUAUGAUAGGCCACAGGACAUGCUGUUCUAGUCAGCAUAAAGUUCAAACCAAUUCAAGUAUAAGCCAGAAUAACUUUCUCAUACCUAGAUAUAUGAAUAUCUCUUCCAUCAUUAGAUACGCACUAAGACCAAGACUACACAGUUAAUAAGGGGCAGAGUCAGGAUUUCCCCCAGAUUGAAGUCCAAUACUCACAUGUCCCCUCAUAUUCCCCCUUUGAAGCUGAUCAGAAGAGGUAUGUGUGCUGCAUGUAAGACAAAUGGAAGAGAAGAGAGGCAAAAGAUGGGAUGUGAUGAUGAAAAUGUAGAAAAAAAUGGAAAUUCUGUGAAACUAAUGAAAUGAAAUCUAAAGAAUGUGAAAUAAUCUGCUUAAUCUAAAUAGUUUUAAAGAUAAAGGAAACUGAGAGUUUACUAGACCUGGCUAAAGAAAAUAACCAAUAGAGCCAAUAAAAUAUUAGACUACCAAUGGCAAACUUGUUUGAUAAAAAGAGACAUCCCAUUGAAAACAGUCUCCUAGAAUCAGGGGAAGCAGGUGAAGGAGAGAUGCCAUGACACAACCCACAGCAGUGGUCAGGCUGCCCUUGGGUGGGCACUUGGCCUUGAUGCCUCCCCCCAUGGUGUGGCAGCAGGCAAGCUCCCCAAUCACUCUGCUCGCUCUAGUGUCCACUCCCACCAACAUGGCUGCUGGGAUUCCCAGACUCUUUAAGGUUUUCUAUGCUUGAAAUUACGGUAUUUGUGCACAGAGAUAAUUAUACCUCUUCCUUUACAGUUUGGAUGAUUUUAUUCUUUUUCUUGCCUAAUUGCUCUGCCUAGGACUAUAUAUGUUACUAUGCUGAACAGAAAUGGCGAGAAUGGGAAUCCUUGCCUCUUCCUGAUCUUAGCGGAAAAUCUUUCAGUCUUUCACCACUGAUUAUGAGAUUAGCAGUAGGUAUUUCAUGUACGGCCUUCCAAUGCUGAGUUAGUUUCAAUCUAUAUUUUGUUAAUUCAGUUAGUGUUCUUUAUCAUGAAAAUGUGCUGGAUAUUAUCAUAUACUUUUUCUAUAUGCAAAAUUAUGAUCACGUGGGUUUUUCCCUUCAUUCCCCAAAUGUGAUAAUAUAUUAAUUCAUUUUCAAAUUUUGAACUACCUUUGCAUAUCCAGAGUAAAUCCAUGAGGGUCCUGUUGUAUAAUCCUUUUAAGAUGUUUUGAAUUCAUUUUGCUACUAGUUAGUUGAGGAACGUUGCAACUUACAUUUCAUAAUUGACAUUAGUCUUUAGUUUUACUUCCUUGCAGUAUUUUCCUUGCUUUAGCAUUAAGUUAAUGCUGGCCUGAGUGACUGCAUUUGGAAGUCUUCCAUCCUCUUCAAUUUUCUGGAAGCGUAUAGGGAGAAUUGGCGAUAAUUCUUUGAAUCUUUGGUAGAAGUCACUAGUGAAGCCAUCAAGACACAGGCUUUGCUUUUCUGUGCACAUUGCAUUUAAUGACUUGCUUUAUUCAUUCCUUUAUGAAUCGUGGAUUCUUACCAGGCACAGAUGGCACAUCAUUGAUCUUGUCACAUUCUGCAGAACUCAGUACAGUUUCUGAAAUAUACAUGAUAAUCUAAAAAGUAUUGUUUGAAUGAGUGAAUAAAGGUGAGCUAGCCUUACGAAAUCACACAGUUGCAAGUUCCAAUAAGCCGAAAACAAGAGCAGUCAUUUUAAUAGAAGGAGUAAGUAAUAGAUCCUUGUCAAAACUUAGAAAAAGCCCAAGCACUUUCAAUUUUCUACAACAAUAUAAAAAUAUUUGGGCUUUGCCUCAGGUGUUCCUUAUAGAUGGGAUAGUUUCUCCUACUCACAUUCUUUUCAGGAUCUCAGAAGUUCUGCACUUAAAAUCAGCAGUUUUCUUGAAAAAGAACUGAGUGAAGAGGAUCUGGAUGCUCUUGUGAAUCAGGCUAUAUUUCAGAACAUGAUCUGCUAGGUAAUUAUGAUCGUGUUCUAAGAUAUGAAGUUGGAAUAGGAAUGAACAAGGGACAUUUCAGGUGCAAAGGUGAUCAUCAGUGGGUUAAAGAGGCAAAAGUAUUGAGAAUUGCCUUGGGUUCUUGGCACUUAGACUGAGCAAGGAAUGGCCUGUAACAUGUCUCCAGGUAUAAGCACUUGAGCCCUAGAGAAAACAGAACAGAACUUCGGUACACAGAGUGACAUUCAAGCCUGACUAGGGGAGCCCUGCCUGGGGUUGCUAUGGAGACAGGACGCUGUGAGACUUGGAGAGCAGCUAGGAACUAGGAAAUCAUCUAACAGACCUAAACAAAGCCACAGCCCUGUGUUGUCUCCUUUCAUAUCUGCAUGCCCCCUUCAUCCAGAACUUUUUUCCUCUUGAUUUCUCCCAUGGAAGACUCAACCCCCUUGAAGCAAGAAAAAGAAAACCGAGAACUUAGGGAAGAAGGGCAACUGUGGGAAGAAAUGCUAACAACUUUGUCCCAAGAUCCUGAGCCUGGGUUAUCUGAGACCCCAAAGUUGGAGCAGGGGAUGGAAACUAGAUUCCAGCCCAGGAGUAGCCCUUCUGGGAGCCCCCAGUCUGGAGCCAGAACGCCUAUGGAUGACCUUGCAGGACCACGUGCAUCAUCUCCACCCUCCUCAUCUCAGGAGCCCUCUGCCAUUCCUUCUCUCUCGGCUCUGGCCAGGCAGGACCUAAUGGCAACAUGGCAGUCAGACAAGACCACUAGUGUGACUUCUGAAUAUGGGACACCUCACAUUGACCAUUUGGAACAAUCAUCUGAUAAAGAAAAAUCAAUUUCUUAUCAAACAAGUCAUUCAGAGGGAAACACCUUUCAACAAUCUCAGCAAACCAAAUGUCACCUGUAUGGAUGGAGGGAUGUGAGCUAUAACAACUCUAAUCAGAAAGAGCUGAGAUUUGACAUUUUUCAGGAAGAAGACUCAAACAGUAUCCAUGAUCUGGACCAGCCUGAGUCUGGGGCUUCUGAAGUGGCCCCUAGCAUGCUUGAGAUUGCCAUUCAGAAUGCCAAGGCUUACCUACUAAAGACCAGCAGCAAGUCAGGCCUAAAUCUAUAUGAUCAUCUUUCUGCAAUGCUGACCAAUGUCUUAGAUAAGCGUCCUGAAAAUGCUGUGGACAUCAUUGAAAAUAUCAGCCAAGAUGCGAAGAUGGAACACUUCAGUAAAAAAUUGGAUACACUCCAAAAUGAGAAUGAGAUGCUUCCAACCUAUGAAAUAGCAGAGAAGCAAAAAGCUCUUUUUCUCCAGGGAAAUUUAGAAGGAGCUGACCAAGAACUGGAAGAUGAAAUAGCAGAACACUCUCUUCCAAAUGUAAUGGAGUCAGCUUUUUAUUUUGAACAAGCUGGAGUUGGUUUGGGCACGGAUGAGACUUACCGCAUAUUUCUUGCCCUCAAGCAGCUUACUGACACCCACCCAAUCCAAAAAUGUCGUUUCUGGGGCAAGAUCUUAGGUCUGGAAAUGAACUAUAUUGUAGCUGAAGUGGAAUUUCGUGAGGGAGAAGAUGAAGAAGAGGUGGAAGAGGAAGAUGCACCUGAAGAGAGGGACAAUGGAGAGCAUGAAGCUGAUGAAGAUGAUGAAGAUGAAUUACCAAGGUCCUUUUACAAGGCCCCACAGGCUAUUCCAAAAGAGGAAAGCAGAACAGGUGCCAACAAAUAUGCCUAUUUUGUUUGCAAUGAACCAGGAAGACCAUGGGUGAAGUUACCAGCAGUUACACCUGCACAAAUUGUUAUUGCAAGAAAAAUCAAGAAAUUUUUCACUGGGCGACUGGAUGCCCCCAUCAUAAGCUACCCACCCUUCCCAGGAAAUGAGAGUAAUUACUUACGAGCACAAAUUGCCAGAAUUUCAGCAGGGACUCAUGUCAGCCCUCUAGGAUUCUAUCAUUUUGGUGAAGAAGAAGAAGAGGAGGAAGAAAUAGAAGGUGGGAGAGAUAGCUAUGAAGAAAACCCUGAUUUUGAAGGCAUCCAAGUGAUUGAUCUAGUGGAAUCCCUCUCCAAUUGGGUUCAUCACAUACAACAUAUACUCCCUCAGGGUCGCUGUAAUUGGUUCAACCCCAUACCAAAAAGUGAGGAGGAAGAAGAAGAAGAUGAAGAAGAAAAGGAAGAAAAAGGAGAAGAGCCUGACUAUAUAGAACAGGAAGUGGGACCUCCUCUCUUGACACCAAUCUCUGAAGAUUUAGAGAUCCAAAAUAUACCGCCUUGGACAACACGGUUAUCCUCAAAUCUAAUUCCUCAAUAUGCUAUUGCAGUCCUUAGAUCCAACCUUUGGCCUGGAGCAUAUGCCUUUUCCAAUGGCAAAAAGUUUGAAAACCUCUACAUAGGGUGGGGUCAUAAAUACAGUCCAGACAGCUAUACACCUCCAGUUCCACCACCAGUUUAUCAAGAGUAUCCUAGUGGACCAGAAAUUACAGAAAUGGAUGACCCUAGUGUGGAAGAGGAGCAGGCUUUCAGGGCUGCACAAGAAGUAGCUGUAAACCUCACCGAAGAAAAUGAAGAAACUGAGGAGGAUGAAGAUGAGGAAGAUGAUUAUGACCAAUAAAAAUAAAAUUAGUUCAGUCUUAUGUGAGAGACUGAUAUACACAACAUCUUAUUUGAAAGUGAUUUUAUAUACAUACAUGUGACAACUAUUCAUGCACAAAAUACCAUUCCUUGAAAACAUAAAAUUUGAA
This is a messenger RNA of Sus scrofa (pig), 5177 nucleotides long. RefSeq names its product radial spoke head component 4A (gene RSPH4A). Gene Ontology annotation, biological process: axoneme assembly; cilium movement involved in cell motility; cilium assembly. Gene Ontology annotation, cellular component: axoneme; radial spoke. The record is from RefSeq and is a predicted model, not a curated record. NCBI's taxonomy places the organism in Eukaryota, Metazoa, Chordata, Mammalia, Artiodactyla, Suidae.